UUGAACUCUGAAACUAACAGGUGCUUAUUUCUCUAUUACCACACAUUACAAACAAACCCCGCUUAAUCCCCUGUAAAAAGUAUACUCUUAUGGUGAAAUCAACCAAUUCCUAUGCAUUAAUUCCAAUUUUUUUCGUUGAAAUUAUAUAAUCAAUAUUAAGGAAAUUAUAUUACAGAUUCUUUUUCCCGUUGCCAAUCUUUUAUCUCUGUCCCUUCUCCAAUAAAAGCUCCAUUUUUCAUUUUUACACACACAUAAAUACAUAAGUAUUGAAUCUAGAGAGAGAAAAUAUAUGAAUAAAGAUAAAAAAAUGGGUUCAACUUCAAAUAAUCAAGCUUCUUCAUAUGAUCUAUCAUUUAAAGUGUUGUUAAUUGGUGAUUCUGGUGUGGGAAAAAGUAGUUUACUUGUUAGCUUCAUUUCUAAUGUUCUUGAUGAUCUUACCCCUACUAUUGGAGUGGAUUUCAAGAUUAAGAUGCUCACUGUUCGUGAAAAGAGGUUAAAACUUACAAUAUGGGAUACCGCUGGACAAGAGAGGUUCAGAACAUUAACAAGUUCCUACUACAGAGGGGCCCAAGGGAUUAUUUUAGUGUAUGAUGUCACUAGAAGAGAGACUUUUACCAACUUGUCGGAUGUUUGGGCUAAAGAGGUUGAGCUUUAUUCAACUAAUCAAGAUUGUGUGAGGAUGCUUGUCGGCAAUAAAGUUGAUAAGGAUUCGGAAAGAGCUGUGACUAGGGAAGAAGGGGCGGCACUUGCGCAACAGUUAGGAAGUCUAUUUCUUGAAUGCAGCGCUAAAACUCGAGAAAAUGUAGAGCAGUGCUUUCAAGAGCUUGCUUUGAAGGUAAUAUGUUUUCCACUUAUUUUGAGUGGUGUCGUUUUACUUGCAAGGUGUUUUGAUCAUAUUAUGGUUUUGUUCGAUUUCAUUUCUUUAAGUUAUACAUCCUCGAACAUUGCACUUUCCUCGGAAAGAGAUCAAUACUAGAUAGUAUAUGGUUGGAUGCAGGAAGUAUUCCUGGUUUACUUAUUUAGUAGUGUGGGUAGGAUGGUAAGCAACUAUGCAAUUCAAGCGUGAUAAAAGUCGUAUGUUCCUCGUUCUUCCAGCCUCACCUUUCUUCCAAAUUCCUGAGGCCGAAACCCCAAAUUAGCGGUAACGGAAAAAGUCGUCAACACUAGAAAAGCAGUGUUAAGAUGCAAGCUCAGUUUCAUUACAAUACUUGGCUUGUUUGGUAACCGGUACCAAAUGGUGGAAACGGUUAUAAAUAGUGUAAUUUUGGUAGGAACAUCUCUUGACAAAUUUAAUGGACAUGCUUAUUCUCCUUCAACAAUAUCAUUUCCUUUACAAAAUUUAUGCCAAUGCAUUACCAUUUGAACAUGUGGCAUUAGGUGAUAAUGGAAAAUUGUGAACAAAAAAACUUAUUUAUGAUCAAACUUUCAUUCCCAUGGGAAUGACAUGAUACAUAUCGUGAAAAUUUGCACUAUAAAUCAUUCCCAUUACCGCCAAUUAACACCGUUAACCAAACGGGCCGUAAAAAUUUUCCACUAGCUAUAUUACCGAGACUUGUAAUUGACUAAUUUACAGAUUAUGGAUGUUCCGAGUCUGUUGGAAGAAGGAACUAAUGUGGGGAAAAGGAACGUCUUGAAACACAAGCAAGAGCAAAGGAUACCUGCUUCGAGUGGUUGUUGUGCUUAAGCCAACGACUCCGUAAACUUCAAAUAGGAGUCUUAAAAAACAGUCGCACUUCGUUAUUUGUGGAAUGUUGCUGUCGAAUUAUGUACAUGGCAAUUCUUUCGUUUCUUUUACUUCUCUGUUGUAUUGCUUGUUUCACUGGGCUGCGCUUCAGUUGUGUAUCAUAGGAGUCGAAAAAACAUGUUACGAGUUUGUAUAAUAGUGAGUUUCACAGGCAUGGCGUUUUGUCUCGUCUCGGCAUAUGGGUUUGUAGCCUCAGCCUCGAGAGCUUGUACGUAUAGAUCAGCAGCAGUUUGAAUGUACUGACAAUAAUAAAUCUAGUGUUGAACGCUGAAGGCGCUGUACUGCUAGAUUUGAUCCUUAUUAUACGAAAGCAAAUAUUUAUCACA
Amaranthus tricolor (Joseph's coat) is the source of this 2070-nucleotide messenger RNA. RefSeq names its product ras-related protein RABC2a-like. NCBI's taxonomy places the organism in Eukaryota, Viridiplantae, Streptophyta, Magnoliopsida, Caryophyllales, Amaranthaceae. The record is from RefSeq and is a predicted model, not a curated record. The transcript has 5 exons. The coding region runs from base 290 to 976 and encodes 228 amino acids. Gene Ontology annotation, molecular function: GTP binding; GTPase activity.